Danaus plexippus (monarch butterfly) is the source of this 1227-nucleotide messenger RNA. RefSeq names its product mitochondrial ornithine transporter 1. Gene Ontology annotation, molecular function: L-ornithine transmembrane transporter activity. The transcript has 8 exons. Bases 268 to 1179 code for a protein of 303 amino acids. NCBI's taxonomy places the organism in Eukaryota, Metazoa, Arthropoda, Insecta, Lepidoptera, Nymphalidae. Gene Ontology annotation, biological process: mitochondrial L-ornithine transmembrane transport. The record is from RefSeq and is a predicted model, not a curated record.
UAACAUCUGGUAAAUAAAGAUUGACAGGAGACAAAACGUCUUACUGAUACCUAAAGACACCAGACAUUAAAGUUUAAGUUGAUGAGUGAAAACUGAAAAAUGAAUUAUGAAAAUAUUAAUCCCGCGGCAGCUACCAAGUAGUGCGUACAAAAUUAAGAAAAGACUUCAUAAUAUACUUGAGUAAAAUAAAUUUAACAAAUAACUUAUAUCUUCUGUUCGAUCUAGCAGAACUACAAUUUAAAUAAAAUCUGGAAGAACGGUACAGACAUGGCACAUUCCGGAUCAUCGGGGAAUAUCAAAAGCGGAAUUAUAGAUUUUACAGCCGGAUCUCUAGGGGGAGUAGCGGUGGUGUAUGUGGGGCAACCUUUAGAUACUGUGAAAGUGAAAAUGCAAACGUUUCCACACUUGUAUAAAGGCAUGUACCACUGCCUGAAACAGACUCUACGGAACGACGGUGUCGUCAGGGGCUUGUACGCGGGAACCACUCCGGCUAUCAUGGCCAAUGUGGCCGAGAACUCAGUUCUCUUCGCCGCUUAUGGAUAUUGUCAGAAAUUUAUGUGUCACAUCACGGGUGCAGAGAGUGUGGACCAGUUGUCGACUCUAGGCAAUGCGUCAGCGGGGUUCCUGGCCUCGUUUUUCUCAUCCUUCACCCUGUGUCCGACGGAGCUCAUCAAGUGCCAGCUCCAGGCCAUGAGAGAAGUCAAUGUCAGCGGUUCACAAUCAGCAGUGAGGCUGACUCCGCUGCAGCUGACACAGCAGAUCUUCAAACAGUACGGAAUCCAGGGACUGUUCAGGGGUCUCGUGCCCACCAUCAUGAGGGAAAUGCCGGGAUACUUUUUCUUUUUCGGAGGAUAUGAAGGUACGAGAGAGCUCCUCGCUAAGCCGGGCCAGUCCAAGGACGACAUCGGUCCGUGGCGCACGAUGGUGGCGGGCGCCGUGGGCGGGCUGGUGUUGUGGACCGUGAUAUUCCCGUCUGACGUCAUCAAGUCCCGGGUUCAGAUAUCCAACAAGAGCCAGAAGUUCCUCACCGUGGGCAUGGAGAUUGUUAGAAAAGAAGGAGCGCUGGCCCUCUACAACGGUCUGAAGCCGACGCUGGUCCGUACGAUCCCGGCGACGGCGGCGCUGUUCGUGGUCUAUGAAUACUCGAAGAAACUCAUGCAUCAGUCAUUUGGAGAUUAACAGACACUAGCAAGAUGUUGACUAAGAACAAAUAUAUCUUUAAUCCAA